AUGAAUCGUUUGCAGGAGCUCGAAGAUCUCCAAGAUGAAUCGGAUGAACUUGAAGAUUUCGACGAGUCAGACGAUGAAGAUGCCUUGAAUGCUAAUGACAUAAAAUAUGCCGAUUUUUUCGAAACACCAAAGAACCAGCGGAAACGUAAGGCAGAUUCAGCUGACGCAAGUACUUCAGACGAGUAUCUGAUAUCAGACGACGAAGAAGACAGUGCAAGUCCUUCUGAAGCUUUGAAGAAAAAAGUUAACGACUUGUUUGCUCAGGAUGAUAGCGAUCAUGACGAUGAACCCAAGUCCACCUUUCAGAAGCAACAAGAUAAACUCAUGAAACGGAUAAAACUAUUGGAGGCAGAGAAUGUUGCCGAGAAAGACUGGACAAUGACUGGAGAGGCAUCGAGCAAAGACCGUCCGAUCAACAGUUUACUUGAGGAAGAUUUGGAAUAUGACUUUGUUUCCAAGCCUGUUCCGGUAAUUACUGAAGACGUGACAAAUAAAUUAGAAGAAAUAAUAAAAAGAAGAAUUCUGGACGGUACUUUUGACGAUGUGGAACGCAAACAAGAUCCAAACUUUCGUCCCUUUCUUCCUUCAAAAGUUAUUGAACUUUCGCACGAAAAAUCACAAAAAUCGCUUGCUGAAAUAUAUGAAGACGAGUACGUUAAGCAAACGUCAGGAGAUAAGACAAAUGAAAAAGAUGAGAGCUUAAGAAAAGAACAUGAGCAAAUAGAAGAUAUGUUUAAAGAUUUAUGCUUUAAGCUAGAUGCAUUGAGCAAUUUCCAUUAUACACCUAAGCCGCCCAAACCCGAAGUCACUGUGAUAACGAACGUAGCAGCAAUAAACAUGGAAGAAAUAAUACCGCUUAACGUGAACGAUUCUAAUUUAUUGGCGCCAGAGGAAGUAUAUGACAAGAAGAAUGCAGAAGUUAAAGGUGAAACUGAAUUAACAUCUGCGGAUAAGAAGAAUAUCCGAGUGAAAAAGAAACGCGCAAAAAAGAAGGCAAAGAAGAUGAGAGAACGUGAAGAAAAAGUUAUAGAGAAGAUGAAUCCUGGUCUGGUAAAAAAUCAUUCUAAGAAAAAGGUUUUGGAUAAAUUGAUUGGUCAGAAGAAUGUUACAAUAAUUGCCCGGGAUGGGAAGAAAGAGUCGUUAGGGAAAAAGCCAGAGGGAAAGAACCGUGUAAACACAAGUAAAGCAGAAGACCUAAGAUUAUAG
Molecule: messenger RNA, 1206 nt
Organism: Paraglomus occultum
Lineage: Eukaryota; Fungi; Glomeromycota; Glomeromycetes; Paraglomerales; Paraglomeraceae
Source: the annotation of a GenBank genome assembly